Condylura cristata (star-nosed mole) is the source of this 2466-nucleotide messenger RNA. RefSeq names its product gelsolin (gene GSN). The record is from RefSeq and is a predicted model, not a curated record. The transcript is spliced from 17 exons. NCBI's taxonomy places the organism in Eukaryota, Metazoa, Chordata, Mammalia, Eulipotyphla, Talpidae. The coding region runs from base 60 to 2258 and encodes 732 amino acids. Gene Ontology annotation, biological process: actin filament severing; actin polymerization or depolymerization; barbed-end actin filament capping. Gene Ontology annotation, cellular component: cytoplasm; actin cytoskeleton. Gene Ontology annotation, molecular function: phosphatidylinositol-4,5-bisphosphate binding; actin filament binding.
CGGCGCGACCGAACCAGGAGCGGGCCCCGCGGGGCCAGGCGCCCGAGACGCGGCCCAGCAUGGUGGUGGAGCACCCCGAGUUCCUCAAGGCAGGCAAGGAGCCUGGCCUGCAGAUCUGGCGUGUGGAGAAGUUUGACUUGGUGCCAGUGCCCCGAAAUCUUUACGGAGACUUCUUCACGGGCGACGCCUAUGUCAUCCUGAACACGGUGCGGCUGAGGAAUGGGAACCUGCAGUACGACCUCCACUACUGGCUGGGCAAUGAGUGCAGCCAGGAUGAGAGCGGGGCGGCCGCCAUAUUCACCGUGCAGCUGGACGACUACCUGCAUGGCCGGGCCGUGCAGCACCGCGAGGUCCAGGGCUUCGAGUCGACCACUUUCCUCGGUUACUUCAAGUCUGGCCUCAAGUACAAGAAAGGAGGCGUGGCAUCCGGAUUCAAGCACGUGGUUCCAAACGAAGUGUCGGUGCAAAGACUCUUCCAGGUCAAAGGGAGGCGCACGAGCCGCGCCACCGAGGUGCCUGUGUCCUGGGACAGCUUCAACGUCGGCGACUGCUUCAUUCUGGACCUGGGCAAUGACAUCUAUCAGUGGUGCGGCACCAAAAGCAACCGGUACGAGAGACUGAAGGCCACGCAGGUGUCCAAGGACAUCCGGGACAAUGAGCGGAGUGGCCGGGCCCGAGUGCACGUGAUCGAGGAGGGUGGCGAGCCUGAGGCCAUGCUCCAGUUGCUGGGCCCCAAGCCGACUCUGCCUGAUGGUCCUGAUGACACGGUCGAGGUGGACAUGAGCAACCGCAGGAUGGCCAAGCUCUACAAGGUCUCCAAUAGCGCAGGGUCCAUGGCGGUCUCCCUUGUGGCUGACGAGAACCCCUUCGCCCAGGGGGCCUUGAAGUCAGAGGACUGCUUCAUCCUGGACCAUGGCAGCAAUGGGAAGAUCUUUGUCUGGAAAGGCAAGCAGGCCAACAUGGAGGAGAGGAAGGCUUCCCUCAAAACAGCCUCUGACUUCAUCAGCAAGAUGGGCUACUCCAGACAGACCCAGGUCUCCGUCCUUCCUGAUGGCGGCGAGACCCCGCUGUUCAAGCAAUUCUUCAAGAACUGGCGCGACCCCGACCAGACAGACGGCCCCGGCCUGGCUUACCUCUCCAGCCACAUUGCCCACGUGGAGCGGGUGCCCUUCGACGCUGCCACCCUGCACACCUCCACCGCCAUGGCCGCCCAGCAUGGCAUGGAUGACGAUGGCACUGGCCAGAAGCAGAUCUGGAGAAUUGAAGGCUCCAAUAAAGUGCCCGUGGACCCCUCCACAUACGGCCAGUUCUACGGGGGAGACAGUUACAUCAUCCUGUACAACUACCGUCACGGCAGCCGGCAGGGCCAGAUCAUCUACAACUGGCAGGGAGCCCAGUCCACGCAGGAUGAGAUCGCUGCGUCGGCCAUCCUGAGUGCCCAGCUGGAUGAGGACCUUGCCAAUCCCCAUCUCUGCCAGAGCCGUGUGGUCCAAGGCAAGGAGCCCGCCCACCUCAUGAGCCUGUUUGGUGGGAAGCCCAUGAUCAUCUACAAGGGCGGCACCUCCCGUGAGGGUGGACAGACGGCCCCGGCCAGUACCCGCCUCUUCCAGGUCCGAUCUAGCAGCUCUGGAGCCACGCGUGCCGUUGAGAUCAUGCCCAAGGCUGGUGCGCUGAACUCCAAUGAUGCCUUUGUGCUGAAAACCCCUUCAGCUGCCUACCUGUGGGUGGGAACAGGAGCCAGCGAGGUGGAGAAGACAGGAGCCCAGGAGCUUCUCAGAGUGCUGCGGGCCCAACCUGUGAAGGUGGCAGAAGGCAGCGAACCAGAUGGCUUCUGGGAGGCCCUGGGCGGGAAGGCUGCCUACCGCACGUCCCCACGGCUUAAGGACAAGAAGAUGGAUGCCCACCCUCCUCGCCUCUUCGCCUGUUCCAACAAGAUUGGACGUUUUGUGAUCGAAGAGGUCCCUGGAGAGCUCAUGCAGGAAGACCUGGCCACCGACGACGUCAUGCUCCUGGACACCUGGGACCAGGUCUUUGUCUGGGUUGGAAAGGAUUCGCAAGAAGAGGAAAAGACAGAAGCCUUGGCCUCUGCUAAGCGGUAUAUCGACACGGACCCUGCCAACCGGGACAGACGGACUCCCAUCACGAUCGUGAAGCAAGGCUUUGAGCCUCCCUCCUUUGUGGGCUGGUUCCUCGGCUGGGAUGACAGCUACUGGUCUGUGGACCCCUUGGACAGGGCCCUGGCUCAGCUGGCGGCCUGAGCAGGCCGGGCCCCACCGUACUCUGUCAGUGCCUUCCAGACUGUCCGUUCUUCGAGGAGACCUGGCGGCGAACAGGGCCACUCUGGGGUGUGUGAGUGUGUUUUGUAAUAGCCAAUAACAGCCCUGCAAAAGUCCAGGGUCCUUGCAAAAUCUCCUAAAGUUUCUCUGCUUCUGGAAAUGGAAUUUAAUAAAAGCUUUUUGAAGUGUG